Molecule: messenger RNA, 1207 nt
Organism: Caenorhabditis sp. 36 PRJEB53466
Lineage: Eukaryota; Metazoa; Nematoda; Chromadorea; Rhabditida; Rhabditidae
Source: the annotation of a GenBank genome assembly
AUGUUGCACUACGUUACUGACACUGUUAAAAGUAAGUCAUUUCUACAAUACUGUCAGUAACCUUUUUGUAUUUCAGAUUGGCAAAGAAAACGACGACUAUCGAAGUUCUACAAAGAUCAGAAUUCACUAUUAGAAGCUCACAAAGAGGACCAGCAGACGUUCACUGACGAGGAAACAUCCGCUGCGGAGGCCCAGGAACGAAGAGAUGCAGUCUGGGACUCCCGAAUCACCACCCUCACCAUUAUCCUAAACGUGGCACUCAUCAUCGCCAAGAGUGUUGUCGCGUACUUCUCAGGAUCACUCGCCAUUCUGGCAUCCGUCGUCGACAGUUUCAUGGACAUCACAUCUGGCGUGGUUGUGUGGUAUGCCUGCUAUAGAAUCGAAAAAAUCAACAAGGAACAUUACCCGGUGGGAAUGAGAAAGCUGGAACCGUUGACGGUAGUCAUUGUUGGAAUGAUUAUGCUUUUUGCGAACUUUAUUGUUCUGGAACGUGCAGUGGUUCAAACUGCAACGGAUGACCUGGACCCGCGUGUCAAUCUGACCACUCUCAUCGUACUUUGCACUGGAACCGCAAUCAAAUUCAUCCUUUUCCUGAUAUGCCGAGUCCGCAAGUCAAGCGCCUGUAUGGUGCUCGCUAUAGAUCAGGUUAUCAAAUGUGACCUGAUCGUGUUAAUAAAUAAAACAAUUUCAGCGCAAUGACUGCUUGACAAACAUUGUCGCUCUUCUUGGCGCCUGGAUUGGACAGAAUUGGUGGAAGUAUGCUGAUCCGAUUGGAGCACUUGCGGUCUCCGGCUUCAUCAUUAUCACUUGGUUUUUGACGAUCAGAGAACACAUUCCAUACUUGAUUGGGAGAAGAGCCAAUCAGGAAUUCAUCAACAGAGUGACCAACGUAAGACUAAACAUCUAAAAAAGACUAUAAAAGCAACAGCGCCCCGAACUGUUCUCGUUUCAUCAUCCCUGUCCACAUAUUUGUUUACAGAUUUCCAUCAACCACGACCAUCGCAUCAAGGCGUUGGACACUGUCCAUGUUUACCACUUUGGCGAGCGAUUCAUCGUCGAAGUGCACGCAGUGUUCGAGGAACCGGCAACACUCCAGAUGGCGCACGACGUGGCCGAGAGUCUGCAAGUGAAGCUGGAGAAGUUGCCCUACGUGGAGCGCGCUUUUGUACACUGCGACUAUCAACUGGACGGCGAUGAACACGUCUGA